Messenger RNA from Patella vulgata (common limpet), 2481 nucleotides. RefSeq lists its product as uncharacterized. Bases 398 to 2035 code for a protein of 545 amino acids. The record is from RefSeq and is a predicted model, not a curated record. The transcript has 11 exons. Gene Ontology annotation, biological process: interstrand cross-link repair. Gene Ontology annotation, cellular component: Fanconi anaemia nuclear complex. NCBI's taxonomy places the organism in Eukaryota, Metazoa, Mollusca, Gastropoda, Patellidae.
GAAAUGAAAUGGGUUUUUUUUUUAACUCUCUUCUGUUCUGCUCCUAAACUGGGCUAAUGAAGACGAGCAUACGCCAUACAGUGUGCUAUGAUGGAAAUUUUGCCCAGGCAGCGGCACUACGGCCUACACUUAUUGAAUUCCAACUGCCAAGGGAUCUUUUUUUACAUGCAGGCUAAUAGGGUAUGUACAAGGGACCUCGUUUUUCGUCCCAUCCGAACGACUAGACAGCUGUCCUUGUCAGACCCUCCAUCCUCCAUCACUAACAAUAUGGAGAAACCACGCCGGAAAAACUGGAUACCAAACUUAUGAGACAAACCUGCGGACAAGACACAAAAACUACACUGACAUUGCAAGCAAUAAACAGUAAAAAUGUUUAAUAAAAUGAACAAAAACCAAGAUGUGUCUUAACAAUAAUUAUCAACUUAUAAAUAAAAUAAGUAAAGACUGGCAUGGAUUAUUGAAGGCUCUAUCAAGUCCAAAUAAUCAACUGAAAGCUGCUGAGGAUUGGAUUAAAGAUGUUAUGUCCUGUGGAUAUGAAACCAAACCAAAUUGGACAACCUUACUGUCUGAAUUGGUGGACAUAGAACCGAAAGUUGAAACUGACCAAUUAGUUUUUAAACCAAGAAUUGUACUGCUGUCUUCAGACAUACAGCGCCUUCUAAUGGCAGUUUUCUUCCAUCAUCGUCACUCUAUUUCUUGUACAGCUCUUCAUGUUUUUCUAACCAAGAUAAAACCCCAUCUUCGUUCUGAGUCGUGGAUGAUGAAAUUACAUGUCAUGCUAACCAAGCAUGUACAGAGUACAGUAACAAGUUUAUCCAUGUAUAAAUUUUCCUGGUGCAAUAGUCAGCUGUAUCAGAGCCUGUUAAAGUCUUUAAAAAAUAGUGAAGACCACAUUCCUUGGCAGAAAAGUCAAGCCCAGUUAUCAGAAUUAUUCUGCUGUCUGGAUAAAGAUGAUGUAAAGUUUUCCCAAGAAGAAAGUUCCAAUUUAUAUGACAAUGAUGUUGAAAUGAUUGAACACAAUUACAAACAAUCUGCUAAAGGUAUUACAUGCGGCGAUUCUGUUCAAAGUGUAAACAGCCCAGAAAAGUUAACCCCAAUCGUUUCUCAGAUGUCUCAAUGUAUUGUUAUAUCAUCAUCAUCUGAAGAAGAAGAAGAAGAAACUGAACCAAAAAAUUCUGGUACAAGGAAGAGAAAGCAACAAGAUUCUCCUGAAGAACCUCCAGCAAAAAGAACUAGGGAAGCCUCAGACGAAGAUACAAAGAUUGAUUUAUUUGCAAAUCUCACAGCUGAUGAUAAGUUAAAGAUAAAUAAUUUAAAAGACGGUUGGAGGUGUGGUCAGAAAGAUUCUUCUCUAAACUUCAAUAUUUUUGUCACUUCAAACCCCCAACAGGUAGGGAGUAUAUGUGUAUAUAUUGGUAUAUCAGACUACGAUGAAGAAUGUUUAACAACAGCUUGUGAAGAUCUAUUGUCUAAUUCUGCUAUUAUACCAUAUGAUAAUACAAUUGUCUUUAUGGAAUAUGCUAUUAAAGAAAAGUUCAUAGAUAUAACACAGACACCAACCCGAGUCUUUGCUUCUGUAAUGAUGGAUUUAUGUAAAGUCUUCCCUAAACAGUUCAUUGAUAUAGUUUCAAAAAUUAUUACAGAGAAACCUAUAAAUGUAUAUCAGAGUGAAAUAAUAUGUAGAAUUUGUUCUGAAAGUAUGGAAGAAAGAGAUCAUCAAUAUUUUAUUAGGAUUAUGGUUGCUACCCCUAGAGUUAUAGAUGAACCAAUCAUCUCAAUUUUACAAUCACUAAUUGAACUCAAAGUAGACAUAUCACCAGAUGUAACAAUUGAUCUGAUUGGUUGUUUAUCGCUGUCUAGAACUCAAUUAUCUACCAGUAAGAAAUUUGGAAAAUUUCUACUACACUUCAUCAAUAAAUAUGGCAAGCAGUUCCAGACAUCAGAAUUAUCAUCCAUGGCAGUUAUAUUAGACAGUCAUUCUACGUUUUUGAAGAAAGCUGCUGAACUUGCGUUUAAAAAAUUUAAUUCAUUGUAAAUAUAACUGAUAAAAACAGUUGAAUAGUUUAUAAAUAAAUUCUUUAAAAACACUUUGAUUGAAAAAUGUAUUUUUUAAAAUAAAUGGAUGUUUUGGCUCUUUGGAUCUCAGUUCCCGACAUAACGUCACACCAGCGUUUUAAUUUAUUUACAAAAUACGAAACAGUGCCAUGUGUAGUAGUUAUGCAUUGUUGAAACUAUAUAAUUAUUUGACUACCAGAUAGUGAAUAAGUUAUUCUUUGAAGUUACGAAUUGAAAUGGAUAUAUAACGUCCUACUUUUCUGCAAAUAUUCAUUGAGAAACAAUAAAGCAAUACAGUUAGCCUGACAUUUAUAUGCUGGCCCCCUUAGUUAUUUAGUCGGAGCAGAACAGUAGGACGUUAAACCCCAUUUUAUUUGAUUUCAUUUCUUUAAGUUAUUUACUAGACGCCAUUAUCCCCCAGGUUAA